CAGUUAGAACAAUUAAUCAGUGGAACAACUUGCCUCCAGAAGUUGAGAACCACUGCCCUACAGUAAUUGCUAGCUUAUUUCUCUUUAGUUUCUUUAAAUCUGAAUUGGCUUCAAAGCUGUUCAUUUGUAUGAACUUAAAACUGUCAAGCCCCGACGGCUUGCCAUAAGGACAGGGACAGGGGGAGCACGAACGUCAACUCACCGGGGCGAGAAACAGCUGAGCCGUGCACCGCCACGCCCCACCGCCGCACCGGGCGAACUCCCUCUGGGCGGACGUCUCCACGAGAAGCACGACAGACGCCAACGCCACCUGAUGGAACAGCGGGAGCUCCUAAGAGCCACUUGCGGGCUAAUGGGAAUGUACCUCGGCGGGAGAGCGGGGGGUUGUCUCCUAGCCACCAGGAUAUCCGGCAGGGCGAGAUUGGCGGCGGGCAACAGGGGCGCAGGUCGGACGCACGGACAGCGGGGCGUGGGGGCGGAGCUUCGUCGGGCAAAGGGACAGCACAGGGAACGGGCGUAGCAUUUAUCCAUCUCGAACGGAUGCUGGUUUGGGAUGGGGGGCGGAGCUGCAGGGUGGAGCACGCCGAUAUAUUGCGGUGGAGGGAAAUCGGCCCCAGUGCUGACUUUGUCUCACAUGCUUAAUAAAGAGCUUGGUGGAUGUCAGCGUGUGCCGGUCUUCUUUGCCUUGCGCUGCGGACGACUUUGGAUACGUUGGACAUAAAGUCAGCACUCAUCUCCAACCCUCCAGUCUACGGUUCCCGUGUACGGCUACGGUAUGGCGGAGGGGACUCAGGGGGCCGCCCUGGUCGAGGGGGAGGUGGCGGCCGGCGGGGUUGUGGAUGCUAUCCCGGCGGCGGAGCCGGUAGUGGCCCAGCCGGUAGUACGGCCGAAACUGUUACAGUCUGCAAUAUCGGAGCUCGAUGUGGGGGAGACAGGAGCCGCUAAGCCACAGGAGGAGUGGUGGCACAGCCCGGCGGUGACUGGACUACAGCCCGAGCAGCUCCUAACACCAAAGCCGAAGCUCGGGCAUUCGGGGUGGAGGGAGAGACGCGCCACGAUGGAGGACGAUGAAGACUGGAGCUACUCCACGGCUCCGGGCCAGGAAACCAUGGAUAUCUUGCGCCAUCGGUUUGGUGAAGCAAGUUACAAGGGCGCCGCCGAUAUGUGGCAAUCGGAAGGGGAGGCUACGGGUCGCACCCCCUCGUCUAGGUUCCGCCUGAGCAGUCCGCGGCUGCGGUUGCCUAAUCCCGCAGGUGGGCCGGCCGUUAUGGGACUCCCUUCGAGCGGGCUGCCGGGUCAGCCACGCCCAGCCCAGCCGGGCGGGGCCAGGAACGUGGCAGGAGGCCUGACUGCAACAGGGGGGAGGGAACGGCAGAGCUUCGCGGCCGGACAUCCAAACGUGGUACCAGGCCAGCCCCAGGGGCCGUGGGGGCCAGGAUAUCUAUGGGGGGUUCCCCCUAUUCCGGUUACCUUUGAUGGUAACCCCGAUCAAUUGGCGAUGUUCCUGGGACAGGCCAUAAGCCACCUGGACCAGUUUGCACAGCUAUAUGUCUCCCAAUGGGCUAUGGUCGGCGCCAUUACUGCCGCCUUGCGCGGGGAGGCGGCCGCGUGGGCGGCCGACUUAUACAGUGACCAUGCCCGGGAGUUGGGGAGUGCGGGGCUGUUUUUGGACGCUCUACAUGGGCGGUUUGAUGACCCCACUCGGGCACAGAGGGCCGAGGCAGACCUGCUGGCACUCCAACAGGGGAAACGCCCGGCCGUUGAGUACGUGCGAGAGUUUCGGAAAUUAGCCGGCCGGUUGCAGUCUUCUUGGCCGGAGCGGAUGUUGGUACACCAAUUCAGAGCAGGCCUAGACCACGACCUACGGCAAGCCUGCGUAUAUCGGGGUGUGCCCAACAGACUGAGAGACUGGUUCAGGGUAGUGAUCGAACUUGAAGCGGGCCUGAAAGAGGUAUAUCGAGGGUACGGGGAUGUUUCGCGGCUGCGGCGUCCCGGGGAUAGGCCUCGCGAGGGCAGCCAGGACCAACAGCGGCCAACACCAAAGCCACCAGGACCGUCAGGAGCAGCCGGUUUCCGAUGCUUUCGUUGUGACCAGCCGGGUCACCGCGCAGCCGACUGUCCAGCACCCAGCCCCCGUAAGGCCGCAGCAGUUGGUAGAGCCACACCACUGAAGAAGGCCACGGAGAGUUCAAGGGCGGUUGGCCAGCAGCCGACUCCAGGGGUGAAGCCAGGAUCCCCGACUACGCCAAUGCCCAUAGCCGGGGUACGCUACCAGCCGGGGGACGAGGAGGACAGCCCUGACGAGGGAAUGAUGUUCGUUCGUUCGCUAGGGUCCUCACAGGCGUUGAGUUCAGCAUAUCACCCGAGCACCAACGGGGCGGCGGAAAGGGCAAACGCUAUGGUGGAAAGGUACCUCCGAAGUUAUGUGUCAUUCCAGCAAACGGAUUGGGUGGAUUUAUUGCCGUUUGCUGAAGUGGCAUAUAAUAAUACCGUCCACAGCAGUACGGGGUAUACCCCGUUUAAAAUAGUGUAUGGUAUGGAGUUUAACCCCAUGCCCGAAUUGUCACCAGAGAUGGCCAGCGGCCAGACCCCUCAAACAUGGCAGUCCAAAAUUUCAGGGUUGUGGGACCGGGUGCGGGUAGCCCGAAGGAAGGCCGAAGCUGCUGCCAAAGUCCAAGCCGACAAAAAGCCGGCUCGCACCUUGCCCGGAUCCAUUUCCACCCCGCUCCCCGAGAUGCGGUAGCCCAGGUAAUCUAGUCGUUCCCGGUGAAAUUCGCACUUCGAUAAUUUCACAUAAAGCUGGGCCUCCAGCAACUUCUGCAAGACUUGCCGUACUAGGCUGACAUGCUGGAAAGGGGAUAGGAUAUACGUGCCCAAUAUUGGUAAAACCCAAUACCUCCUUCGGUGGAAGGGCUACCCGUUAUCAGAUGCGACCUGGGUGGGAGAGGGGGACAUAAAGGCACCCAACCUGAUUCGGACGUUCCAUCGGAAGCACCCGGAUAAGCCGGGGCGGAACAAGUGUAACGUUGUGUACUCAACCCCUUUCCUUUCCUCCCCAGGGGGACGCGUGGUAGAGGGGGCCGCAUGUCAAGCCCCGACGGCUUGCCAUAAGGACAGGGACAGGGGGAGCACGAACGUCAACUCACCGGGGCGAGAAACAGCUGAGCCGUGCACCGCCACGCCCCACCGCCGCACCGGGCGAACUCCCUCUGGGCGGACGUCUCCACGAGAAGCACGACAGACGCCAACGCCACCUGAUGGAACAGCGGGAGCUCCUAAGAGCCACUUGCGGGCUAAUGGGAAUGUACCUCGGCGGGAGAGCGGGGGGUUGUCUCCUAGCCACCAGGAUAUCCGGCAGGGCGAGAUUGGCGGCGGGCAACAGGGGCGCAGGUUGGACGCACGGACAGCGGGGCGUGGGGGCGGAGCUUCGUCGGGCAAAGGGACAGCACAGGGAACGGGCGUGGCAUUUAUCCAUCUCGAACGGAUGCUGGUUUGGGAUGGGGGGCGGAGCUGCAGGGUGGAGCACGCCGAUAUAUUGCGGUGGAGGGAAAUCGGCCCCAGUGCUGACUUUGUCUCACAUGCUUAAUAAAGAGCUUGGUGGAUGUCAGCGUGUGCCGGUCUUCUUUGCCUUGCGCUGCGGACGACUUUGGAUACAUUGGACAAAAACUUUUAAUAAAUUGAUGCUCAUUCAGCCUAAUCUGAUUGCUAGGACACUAGCCUAAAUAUAUUAUGUAAAUAAAAAUAAUUUAA
Messenger RNA from Crotalus tigris (Tiger rattlesnake), 3750 nucleotides. RefSeq lists its product as uncharacterized. The record is from RefSeq and is a predicted model, not a curated record. NCBI's taxonomy places the organism in Eukaryota, Metazoa, Chordata, Lepidosauria, Squamata, Viperidae. Gene Ontology annotation, biological process: DNA integration. Bases 776 to 2743 code for a protein of 655 amino acids. The transcript has 2 exons. Gene Ontology annotation, molecular function: nucleic acid binding; zinc ion binding.